Messenger RNA from Dermatophagoides farinae (American house dust mite), 1851 nucleotides. The record is from RefSeq and is a predicted model, not a curated record. Lineage: Eukaryota; Metazoa; Arthropoda; Arachnida; Sarcoptiformes; Pyroglyphidae.
UAGAUUUAAAAAAUUUUACAAAUCCUGAAUCUGAUGAAAUCAUGCAAGAUCAAAUGCUAACAAGAUACACGUGAUAUUGAAAAUUGUUCAUAAACGACAUGACAAAUUAAUUUUUACAUCAUCACAUUUUUUUAAACAAAAAUCAUCAUCACCAUCACCAUCAUGUCUAAUGAUAAUCAACCAUCCAGCAAUGAUGCUGAUAUGAUCGAAAAUAUAAUAAAGACAUCUAUGAGCAUUGAUGAACGAUCAACAAUCGAUGAAUUGAAUCGCCAACAAUGUUAUGAAUAUUUGGACAUAUCUCAUUCAACACCAUCACAGUCAUCAUUUUCAUCAUCAAAUAAAAGUCAUUCGAAACGGAAAAACAAAUCAAAUUCUGGCCAUAACGAAGAUGAUGAUGAUGGUGAUAAUAUCAAUGAAAAAAUGUGGUGCAUCAGUCACAUGGGAAAACAUCUGAUAAAUCGUAAAGAUUCAUUAUUACGAUUACAAUGUGAUCUGUAUGCUGGUCAUAAAUGGAAUUCAUUCACACAACUAACCGAUGCAUUAAUCAUUGAUCGUCGUCUUCCAUGUUAUAUAUUGAUGAAAAAUUUCUUAUUCACAUUAUAUCGAUCCGAACCAAAUCAUUUAUCCAAUGGUGAUCGUAUGCAACAAACAUGUAAAUUCAUAUGGAAAUUAUUAUUUGUAUUAGAUGAACGUUAUGAAACAAUGAUUGAACUUAUCAAUUAUUUCAUCCAUGUUGGUGAUCAUCAUCAACAGCCAUCAUUAUUGACACAAGGUAAAUCAUUCAUGAAUGAUCUAAAUAAAGAAUUAGAACAUCGAUUUAAAGUUGGUGGUAAAAAACGGCAAAUUUUAAAAUCCUAUCGAAUGUUGAUAAUAAUUUUUCGAAUCUAUAUGGAAUAUUUGGAUUUGAUCGAAUUGAAAUGUAAUAGACAGAUAUAUGCUUCUGUAUCGGAUAUACGUGUUGAAAAAUUGAAAACAAAUUUCACCGAUAUAAUUGAUCAUCUCGAGAAUGAACCAUUACCGGAAUUGAAUUGGGAUAUUGUUCCAAUGAUAAUGUUAGAAUUGUUACUUGGUUAUCAGAAUAAUAAUAUUCAAGAAGCAUUCGAAAUGUUGUUGAAAUAUUCGAAAAUUUUUCCCGAUAAUCUUAAUGGCUAUGUUUUUCUAUAUGAAUUCACGAAAAAAUUCAAUCAUCUUAAUAUAGAUCAUCAUAUUCAAAUAGAUUGUUUACGAAAUAUCGUAAGAUUAUGUCCAGAUUCUAAAUAUGUUUUAUGUUUAAUUAGACAAAUUGUGGAUGAUGAGCCUGUCGAAUGUUUAGAAAUGAUUUGUGAUUUUCUUGAUUAUAAAUCCAAUUAUGAUUCAUUGAAAGCAUGGAAACUUUUGCAUCAAACAUUGAUACGUCUUUUCAAUACAACAACAACAACAAACGAUAAUUUAUUACAGAUACGAAAAUAUUUGCAUCAAAAACUUAACCAUUGGCAACAUAUUCAUUUUCGUUUGGAUCAACUCAAUAAUUAUAUAAACAGAUUACGACGAAAUGGUUGUUUGGAUGAUUUAUCUGAUUCAAAUUAUGAUAAUGAUGAUGAUGAAAUUCUAUCAAUAGAUACAUCAUCCACUCGAUCAUUGUCAUCCAAUGUUCAAAAUCUAUAUAGAUUUAAAGGAAAAAUUAUCGAAGAAAUUCAUCGCCAAUUUCCCGAUCUGAUUAAUUGUGAUUUUACACAUUUAAUAUUUUUUAAAAUUCAAUCUAAUAUUAGAAUGCGCAUGUUUUUCAAUACGGCUAUAGAUUUUGAAAUUGGACAGAAAAAAAAAAUCAUGGAACUCUAUCCAACCACAACCAUUACUACUACCAGUUUUUAA